Molecule: messenger RNA, 1847 nt
Organism: Papaver somniferum (opium poppy)
Lineage: Eukaryota; Viridiplantae; Streptophyta; Magnoliopsida; Ranunculales; Papaveraceae
Product: FBD-associated F-box protein At5g22730-like
Exons: 4
Coding region: 847-1578 (243 amino acids)
Source: RefSeq, a predicted model, not a curated record
UAAUCUCUACUGAAGUCAAGUCUUUAAUCAGUAAAAAAUUCAUUUCCAUUUCGUAAUUUCUAGGGCAUCAAUUUGUAGCCUACACUGUUGAGAAAACUAUUGGUGGGAGGGAAUUCAUCUGUAGAUUCUGUACAAGUUCCUUAUCAGGGUUUUAACAAUCAACAAGUGACUUGAGACAAAGAGAUUACAGACACAAGAACAUGGGUGUGGGGAAGGAUAGGAUCAGUGAAUUACACGACUCACUUCUUCACCAUAUCUUCUCAUUUCUUCCGAUUAAAUGCGUAGUUCCGACCAGCAUUUUAGCUAAAAGAUGGAAAUACUUGUGGAUGUCUGUUCCCGUUCUUAACAUUUGCGAAUGGCAGCCGUCUCUUAAAACUAAUGAUACGAGAACAAUCCAGACUGUUCGGUUUCAUGAGUUGUUUGGAUAGGAUGGUACUGCCUUCUCCUCCUCUUCUUCCUGACGAUAUGCCGACUAUUAAGAAAUUCCGUCUAGAUUUUCGUGGUCCUGAUCGCCUGUUUAAUAGUAGGAUUUAUGGAUGGAUCUCUAGUCUAGUAUUGCGUAAAAUUGAAGAACUCAGCCUUUGUUUACAAAGAGAUUUCUUGUUACCCCCUUGCUUGUUCACUUGUGAAACUCUGACUAUGUUGGAGAUCGAAAUGGCUGGGAAUCUUUCAUCAAAAAGUAAACAGACAGGGAAUCUUGGUUUUCCCCCAACAGUUUCUUUUUCAAGGCUCAAGAUCCUUCGCCUUACACAUAUCGUAUUUGUGGAUGCGGACUUGACUACACAAUUAUUUUCCAACUGCACUGUCCUUGAGGAAUUGAUGUUGAACAAAUGUUGCAUGGUGUAAAUGAAGGUUUCAUGUGUUUCAGUUGCUUCAUUGAAACACUUAUUCAUUACUAGUCCCGCCAGAAACAGUUGGAAUUUGAAGAUCAACCUUUAUUCACCAAAUCUGCAGUCUCUGACAUACACUGGCAUGCCAGAGGAUUUUGUUCUCACGGGUCAUGGCUUCUCAUCACUAGUAGAUGUAGACAUUGACAUGCCUUUUGAAUCGAUGAAUAUCUAUACAAAAAGAGGCAAGGAAAGACUACGUGGUCUAAAAAACCUUGCUGAAGGGAUUUUGAAUGUAAAGCUUCUAAAAAUUUCAGGUGACCCCAUUGUGUAUCUAUACUUUGAAGAUGUGUUAGCUGAAUGUACCUUUCAAAAUUUGAGACAAUUGGAAGUGAGUUUGAAGCUUUCUUGUGGAACUACUGAAGGAUUAUUUUAUCUUCUCUUUAAGGUGCCUAAUCUGGAAUCCAUUAUCUUUUCUCAGGGUUUUACGGAAUUCCUACUCAAUGUUACUCCGUACAACGAGGUGCCGGAAUGUUUGUUGCUACAAUUGAAAGCUGUCAAAUUUCGUGAAAUUUAUGGGCACGGAGUAGAACUUGAUGUUAUUACUUUCUUUUUGAAGAACUCACUUGUUUUGCAGACAAUGACUAUCACAUUCUCUUCAAGUUUACCACAAUGCUGGAGGGACAUAGUUAUAAGGACAAUACUGAUGUCUCCAAAAGGCGCUGCAAAUGGUGUGAUCAAUUUCCUGUGAUCAAUUUUUUGUUAUUUUCUUUUCUAUUUUGAAGCAUCGUUAAUGUUUAGGUUUGUUAAUGCAGCCAACAACUAAGUGACCAUCAUUUGCUUUUAUUAAUCGUUGUGGGCACGUUUGCUACUUCGUAACUGGUAACUGUCUGAAAUUUCUUGUUCUUUUAACUUUUGGUUAGAGAUUCAAUUAAGCAUGUCUAAUAUCUUAGAAAACUCAAGGUCAGUCCUAAUUAGAGACGGUUGUCAAUGAUGUUUUAGUUUAGAUUGAAUUCUCUC